Rhinolophus ferrumequinum (greater horseshoe bat) is the source of this 1287-nucleotide messenger RNA. Its product is annotated as very-long-chain 3-oxoacyl-CoA reductase-like. Bases 1 to 1026 code for a protein of 341 amino acids. Gene Ontology annotation, cellular component: endoplasmic reticulum. Gene Ontology annotation, molecular function: oxidoreductase activity. Lineage: Eukaryota; Metazoa; Chordata; Mammalia; Chiroptera; Rhinolophidae. The transcript has 11 exons. The record is from RefSeq and is a predicted model, not a curated record.
AUGGAGUCGGAGUGGGACGCACUGAGAGCGCUGGGGAUGUUUACUGCCGUGUGCCUGCUGCUGUGGGUGACUUGGGGGCUGAGCUACACAGCCUAUGUGCACCUGCUGCCCCAGGCACGCCGGGGUGCCCCUUGGCUCCGGGCACACGGAGCCUGGGCAGUGAGGGGGGCUGAAGUGGGCCUGGGGCAAAGUGUCAAGCUGCUCCUCCUGCUCUUCCUCCUUCUCUCCUCUCUAGUGGUGACAGGAGCAACCGGUGGCAUCGGCAGGGCCUAUGCACAUGAGCUCGCUCGGAGAGGUCUGAACAUCGUCCUCAUCAGUCGAAACCUGAGCAAGUUGGAGCACGAGGCAAAGGAGAUAGAGCGGCUUCACGGCCGGGUCACUCGAGUCAUCCAGGCCGACUUCACCGGGGGCUUGGAGAUCUACGAGGCCAUUAAGGCAGGAUUGAAGGACCUGGAGAUUGGAGUCCUGGUGAACAAUGUGGGCAUGCUGUAUGUACCUCACAUGAUGAAAAUCCUCGACUGUGACAACGUCGCCAAAAGACUCUCGGAUGUUAUAAACUGCAACAUGAUGUCUGUGGCCCAGAUGACCGCCAUUGUCCUGCCCCAAAUGGUCACCAGGCGUAAAGGUGUUAUCAUCAACAUCUCUUCAGUGCUCGACAGGAGACCCUAUCCACUCUUAUCAGUGUACUCAGCUUCUAAGGCUUUCGUGCGGAGCUUCUCCCAAGCAGUGGGCGCAGAGUACUUCUCUCAAGGAGUCAUUGUGCAGACAGUGAGCCCCUCCAUAGUUGACACAAAUAUGACACGUCCCAUGAAAUUCCAGCAGUUCAGAGUGAGUCCCGAAGACUUUGCUCGGCAGGCGUUGGACACCGUUGGCCUCACCUCCCAAACCUUUGGGUGCCUCAGCCACGCUAUACAGAGUGUCCUGGUGGAUCUCUUCCUGCCCAGCUGGUUUUGUCUCAGUCGAUGGGGAGUAAAGUUUUUAUUUCUGUUUGGGGUGUACUCUACUAAAAGUGAAAAAGCUCUCUGAUAAAAGGCCUUGAAGAGGCGUGACCACUAGUUUUCUCCUCUCCUACACCCCCUACAUAGUCCUGGGCCAGGGCUGUUGGUGUUCGCAAAGAUGUCCCACACGUGUGAAUAGAGGGACAAGCAGGCCAGUGGAACAGAAGUGGACCCCGGAACACCUGGACAUUUAGUAACAACUGCGACAUCUCAAACCUCUGACAUUUUUAAUAUGUGGCUCUGAGACAAUCAGAUAGCCGUUCAGAAGGGGGGGAAGAUACAUAUUACA